UCUCUAAACCUUUAAAUUCAGAAUUAUUUUAAUGUUUCCAGAAUUUAGAUGUAACAUAUUGCAUCCUUAUUCUUCAGUUACAUUAAUCUCUUACCAAGUGAUUCUGACAUUUACAGUCAGUAUUGAAGGCAGCAGCUCAAAUCCCCAUUUUUCCAGGACCAAGACACUCAGUUCUUCCCAGAGUCACUGUUCAGGGAAGAGGAAGAAGAACAGCAGGGAUGAGUGGAAAAGCGUCUCACACACUGAAGCUCCAGUCAGAUCAGCAGCACAGUUUGAUGGUUUGUAUCCGAAGAUGUUCAGUUUGAUGAUCUUCUGCCACGUUUGGUUCCUGCACACAGUUCUGAUCUGCUGCGGUGAAAACGCCACAGGUACAGCAGUGAUCCGGUUUUCAGUGCCGGAGGAUCACCACGUCUGCCUGCAGUGGGGCUCUGACAGCUCUGAUGUGGUCUGGAGUCAUCAGGACAGGAAGGUCCUGGUAACCCGACAGGGCAGCUACGAGACCAACGAGGACCCCCAACGCUACCGUCUGCAGCCUGACGGCAGCCUCCGCCUCCUGCAGCUCGAUGACUCUGACAGCGGGGAGUAUCACUGCAACCAGCGGCUGGUGGCCGAGCUGCAGGUGCUAACAGGCCAUGACUUCAUGGUGUCUGCAGGCCGGACGCUGCUGCUCCCCUGCAGCGGCUCCUCCAAACCCAAACAGAGGUGGAUUCACCGGAGGGAAGGAGGGAGGCGGGAGGCCAUCUUCACCCGGUUCAGAAACGGCACGGUGACACCAGAGAAGGAGGGGAGCCGGCUCAGCUAUGAGAACGAUGCCCUGCAGAUCCAGGACCUGCAGCCAGAAGACGCUGGAGAGUAUCUGUGCAACGGAAAGCUGCUGGCCAGAGUCACUGUCCUGACAGUGCAGCCAGAGCCGACCAGCAUCCAGCAAACCACCAGUACAACUGCAACACCUGCUGUGAUGAACACAGAUGGGGUUGAAAUAAAGAAGAAGAAGAAGAGACCUGAGAACGCCCUGCUGGUGGCUGUUGUCGUCGGGUUGGGGUUAAUGAUCCUCCUCAUGGCUGCCGUCUGUGUUUUACUGACCAGCGUGAAGUGCAGGAGGAAGAAGAAAUACGGACGUGCAGCAGCAGCACAGAGGCACGAAGACACUGAGCUGCAGCCAUGGAAGACGUCCAAACAAACGGAGUGUGAGGUUUAUGUGAGCGCGUCUCUGCCGGAGGAGACCAUCCAUUAUGCCUCUCUGGGCCGACAGAACUGGAGGGAGAGACCCAGCAAGACUCCACCGGAUCAGAGCCACCAUGAUGUCAUCUACUCCUCUGUCAUCACCAGACCUGCCGCCAGAUAGAAACCAAACAGCAGCACAGUCUACUGCAUCCUGUCUCGAACACGCAGCAGAGGGAUGAAAUGCUACAUAUGAAACCAUGAGAGGCUGUUUUGAUCUUAACCACAUGUAAAUGCACUUUCAGAGUUAGAUGACAGGAUUGAUACCAGACCUGGUGUCUUGUCGUCACUGUGAGGUUUCCAGGCAGGAAGUUACCAGUCCCGGCCAAGAAAUAGUCCGGCAUAUUUUACUUUUAGUUUUUUGUACGAAUCAAACAAGACAAAUGUGUUAAUCUGUGAGAUUUAGAGGAGAUGGUAGAUGGAUUUACCUUUGGACAGAGUCACGCUAGCUCUUUCCAGUCUUUAUGCUAAGCUAAGCUAACCGGCUGCGAUAUCGGUCCUCAUCUAACUCUCAACAAGAAAGCGAAUAAGCACAUUUCCCAAAAUGUAGAACUGUUCCAUUAAAAAAAUGUUUAUACAAAUGGUUUCAUGAAACAUUUUCAUUCAUUCCAGCUCCUAUUAUUACUCUCAAUUAUAUUAUAUUAUCGGAUUAUCUCUUUGUAAAGUUCACAACUAGACAUUUUUAUGGACAAACAAACUUUAACAAACAAGGACUUUCCUCGGCUCUCAAAAAAACUAUUGAUUCAAACUACAAAGAUGCAAAGUUGUACUCCGAUCGGUCUUAUGUGAGUGAUGAAGAGGAGCUAAUCUAUUGUUUUUCCAGCUCAUAUUUUUCAAAAUAAUGUCCUGGAUACUAAUAUAAUAAUUCACUGAUCUUACUUUGGACAGUUUUCAGUAUUUUAUUACAUUUGGUGAAAAAUAGUUUGGAAUGAAAACUGUGGGCAGUAAGGUGGGUCGAUCAUCGUGAGAAACUUGGAGGUUUGUUCAAAAAGAAACACGUUGCUUUUGAGUUAUAGAAGUGUUAUUUUUUAACAGUUUUAGCACCACAAACAAAAUCAA
Molecule: messenger RNA, 2280 nt
Organism: Siniperca chuatsi (mandarin fish)
Lineage: Eukaryota; Metazoa; Chordata; Actinopteri; Centrarchiformes; Sinipercidae
Exons: 8
Coding region: 32-1345 (437 amino acids)
Biological process (GO): cell adhesion; axon guidance
Cellular component (GO): plasma membrane
Molecular function (GO): protein binding
Source: RefSeq, a predicted model, not a curated record